Molecule: messenger RNA, 330 nt
Organism: Podarcis lilfordi (Lilford's wall lizard)
Lineage: Eukaryota; Metazoa; Chordata; Lepidosauria; Squamata; Lacertidae
Source: the annotation of a GenBank genome assembly
AUGACAGUUGGCAUCAGCAGUUUUUUGGGCUAUGCUUCACCUUCUGGAAACAUUAUUUGUCUGCAACUGGAAAUAUCAAAUUGGAACCUUCUGCUUCAGCCUCAUCAUGUUAUGGUUCAUCAACUAGGUUUGAAUGAGCAAGUCCCUUUAUAUUCUUACUCUUGGGCUGUUGAUGGACAGUUUUCUCUUUUGGGGGUGUCUGUGCAACUGAAAUGGAUGAAACAGGAGUGGAGAGUAAAAGAAGUUGACAAUGCUUGGAAGGAAAACCAAAAUGCUCAAACAGAUAACUAUACGACUCUGCUUUCAGAAGUAUUUAUCAGACAGCUGUAG